UCCUUAUACAAUAAUUUUUUGUGCUAGUACAAUUUUAUUGGAAUAAAAGUCAUGUUUAUAGGUAUAGAAAAGAGUUGAGUGUGCACAAAGAGCCCCCAAAACGUAUGCAAAGUGCGAAGUCACCCAAGGAAAGAAGAUGAGUAGGCAUUCUCUCAAAGUGCCUCACGCUUGAUCCUGUGCUUUGAGAGCCUGUUAGAAGUAAAGUGGGCUCAAGCUCAAGGUCAAGCCUAGGGCCCAGGCUAUAUUGUUGUCUCACAAUAAAUCCUCUGGCUCUGUCUCUGUCUCUUAUAUCGUUGGGAAAGGUCUUCAUUUUGGGCUAGGCUUUUGGUUUAGGAAACAUUUAAGGCCCAUACUGCGGCCUGCAAAAAAUUCUCAAAAUGAAUUUAUCAGACUGUUGAAAUGUACCUCUAAGUUGCUUUGUCUCCAACGAGCAGCUGGUAUUCUUCUAAGACUUUUGGCUUUACUGGUGCAAAUAUAAAGAUGCUACGCCCUUUGAUUUAAUGGAUGGACUCUAUAUUUGCGCCUUCUUGAUGUUUCCGCCGCCUGCAUUCUACAUGGAACUCGUUUUCCGCAAAUGGGUAUUUGCAUUUCUCCUCUGUUGUCGGCUUAUUUUCUCGUACUCGGUGGACUUAGUACAAGGGGGUGAAAAAGUUAGAGGAGUGAACCUGGGAGGGUGGCUGGUUGUGGAAGGCUGGAUUAAACCUUCAUUGUUUGAUGGCAUUCCAAAUGGAGACAUGCUCGAUGGAACAGAGGUUCAAUUCAAGUCACUGAUGUUGCAGAAGUAUGUAUCUGCAGAGAAUGGAGGAGGCAUGGGUGUUACAGUAGACAAAGAUGUUCCUUCUUCAUGGGAAACCUUCAGGUUAUGGAGGGUUUCUGAUUCAGAGUUUCAGUUCCGCACUUCUCAAGGGCAGUUUUUAACAUGCGAUGGUGAGGGAGGCUCUGUCUCUGCAAUGGCAGGAUCAUCGUCAAUAAAGGAAACAUUUUAUGUUGAAAGAAAUUAUGACAACAGAGUUCACAUCAAACUGAAGAAUGGGAACUAUCUGCAGGCUACACUAGCUAAUCAGCUCUCAGCAGACUAUCCAGGGAUGCCAGGAUGGGAUGAUAAUGCAGCCACAUUUGAAAUGACAAUUGUAGCAAAUAACAUACAUGGUGAUUACCAGCUUGCAAAUGGGUAUGGACAUGAUAAAGCCAAAGAAGUUCUUAAGAGACAUAGAAACAGCUUUAUCACUAUAGAAGAUUUCAUUUUUCUGUAUAGACAUGGAAUAAAUACUGUGAGGAUUCCUGUUGGUUGGUGGAUUGCUUUUGAUCCUAAUCCACCGGCUCCUUUUAUUGGGGGAACUUUGGAAGCUCUGGAUAAUGCAUUCUCAUGGGCGCAAGCCUAUAAUAUAAGGUGCAUAAUUGACCUGCAUGCGGCUCCUGGCUCCCAGAAUGGGAUGGAACAUAGUGCUAGUAGAGAUGGUUCAUCUGGCUGGCCUACAUCUGCAAGUUACAUUUCACAAACAUUGGAUGUGAUAGAAUUUUUAGCUUCCAGAUAUGGGAAACAUCCUACUCUGCUGGGAAUUGAGCUUUUAAAUGAACCAUCUGCUGCCUCAGUUUCACUGGACCUCUUAGUUUCAUAUUACAAGCAAGGCUAUCAAAUAGUUCGAAAGUAUUCUUCAGAAGCUUAUGUGAUAGUUUGCCAAAGAAUUGGCAUUGCAGAUCCGUCGGAACUUUUUCAGGCUGACAUAGGAUCUUACAACCUGGUAGUAGAUUUACAUUACUACAAUCUCUUCGACAAUUUCUUUGUUAACAUGAACCCAUUGGACAAUAUCCAAUUUAUUUACAACAGCAGGGAAACUCAAUUACGGGCUCUGAACAGAGCAAAUGGUCCACUGGUUUUUAUUGGGGAAUGGGUGAACGAAUGGAAUGUUGCAAAUGCUACUCAGAUGGAUUAUCAAAAUUUUGGAAGAACCCAGUUAGAGGUUUAUAAUGCAGCUUCCUUUGGAUGGGCUUAUUGGACACUCAAAAAUGAUAGAAAGCACUGGGAUUUUGAAUGGAACAUACGGAACAAUUAUCUCCAAUUGGGAAGUUCACCAAACAGGCAAGUGUCUAACAGUGCAGUGUUACUUGGAUUAGUGUGUGGCUAUCUCUAUCUGCAUCACAUGGUAUGAUAUAUCCAACCAAAGUUGCGUACUGAUCUAGAGUUAAAGAGGGAGAUACAAAUGUGGCUCAUCCAUGUCCUUUCUUUGUUGUUGUUCAACCAUCACACUCAAAUAUUCUACAAAUUUGCAAGUGAUACAAGUAAUGUUGUUAGAGCAGAAAGGAUAGAGGAAAAUUGUGAAUGAUCUAAGAAAGCAUUCAGAGAAUUUAGGCUGUGUUACAUUUACUCUAAAUAAUAUGCACAGGAAAAAAAUUGCUCCUGUUUUUGAA
Messenger RNA from Vitis vinifera (wine grape), 2409 nucleotides. RefSeq names its product probable glucan 1,3-beta-glucosidase A. Gene Ontology annotation, molecular function: hydrolase activity, hydrolyzing O-glycosyl compounds; actin filament binding. NCBI's taxonomy places the organism in Eukaryota, Viridiplantae, Streptophyta, Magnoliopsida, Vitales, Vitaceae. Gene Ontology annotation, biological process: cell migration; actin filament bundle assembly; establishment or maintenance of cell polarity. The record is from RefSeq and is a predicted model, not a curated record. Gene Ontology annotation, cellular component: actin cytoskeleton; cytoplasm. The transcript has 11 exons. The coding region runs from base 501 to 2150 and encodes 549 amino acids.